CGAAGCUGAGAGCCGAGCAGGAAGGGAAAUUAACGAAGGCAGGAGAGGCUUUGAAUGCUAACAAGCGUUAUAGCUUUAACUACAAUAGUAUCCGCCGCUGUUUAGCCUAAAAGGUGAAGAGUUUUUUUUUUUUGUGCCGAAAACAUCUAACGAUGGAGUCGGCGAACUAGUAGCCAACCACGAUUGCAAAAGCCCAACACCUGGUAACCCGCCGAACUUGGGAGAGCAAGCGAAGGCUAUGCGCCAGCUGCAGAAUUCACCAUCAUCAUCAUCGGUGCCGCUACCUUCAUCUUUUUCAGUUGAAGUGAAAUGUAUUGCCUAGUCUGUAUGGGAGACGGAUCUUACACUUACUGACCAUUACCAUGGAGAUAGAGAAUAUAGUCGCCAACACGGUGCUGCUGAAGGCGAGAGAAGGUGGAGGAGGGAAGAGGAAUGGGCGCAGUAAGAAAUGGAAGGAGAUGUUGAAACUUCCCCACAUCAGUCUGUGUGAAGAGCUACGCUGCACCAUCGACAGGGACUAUACCAGUCUGUGUGAGAGACAGCCGAUUGGUCGAUUGCUGUUCCGUCAGUACUGUGACACCAGGCCAGAGCUCAAACGUUGCAUCGAGUUCAUGGACUCUGUGGCCCUGUACCAGCUCGCUCCGGAUGAGAAGAGGAAGGACUGUGGAAUUAGAAUGUUGGAAACGUACUUUAACAACGGGUCGGCAGCCCAUCUACGAGAUAUACCUCAGGAGUUGGUAGGGGAGUGUCGUGAGAAGCUGGAACAGACGCCCUGCAAGGAACUCUUCAACGACUGCUGCAA
Oncorhynchus kisutch (coho salmon) is the source of this 802-nucleotide messenger RNA. Its product is annotated as G protein-coupled receptor kinase 6. Gene Ontology annotation, molecular function: protein kinase activity. Gene Ontology annotation, cellular component: cytoplasm. Lineage: Eukaryota; Metazoa; Chordata; Actinopteri; Salmoniformes; Salmonidae. Gene Ontology annotation, biological process: regulation of signal transduction; protein phosphorylation. The record is from RefSeq and is a predicted model, not a curated record.